Messenger RNA from Vidua chalybeata, 869 nucleotides. It is a transcript of the gene PLP2, whose product is annotated as proteolipid protein 2. The transcript is spliced from 5 exons. Bases 50 to 493 code for a protein of 147 amino acids. Gene Ontology annotation, cellular component: membrane. NCBI's taxonomy places the organism in Eukaryota, Metazoa, Chordata, Aves, Passeriformes, Viduidae. The record is from RefSeq and is a predicted model, not a curated record.
CCCCCCAACCCCCGCCGCCGCCGCCCGCUCGGUGCCGCCCGGUCCCGCCAUGGAGUCCAGCGGGGCCCAGAACUGCCCCGGCACCUGCCUGGCCUUCAGCCGCACCCGCAAGGGGCUGGUGCUCAUCGGCGAGAUCGUGCUGUGCCUGCUGACCCUGGUGUGCUUCGGGGCGUCGCGCUCGGGCUACGCGGGGCUGGCGGCCGUGCAGAUGGUGUUCGCUGCCCUGGUGCUGCUGGCCUGGAGCUGCCGCCUGCCGCCCCGGCUGACCGGGCUGCACUGGGGCUGGACCGACUUCAUGCGCUGCCUCAUCGGGGCUCUGCUCUUCCUCAUCUGCUCCCUCAUCGUCAUCGUGGGCCACCGCGACGGCGCCGGCAUCGCGGGAGGGGUGUUCGGGAUCCUGGCCGGGGUCCUGCUGGGCUAUGACGCCUACAUCACCCUCCCCAUGCGGCAGGGCCACAGCGCCGCCCCCACUGAGUCCCCAGACGGUGCCUGAACAAGCCAAGAACCCCAAUGGAGACCUCCCCCCCCCGGCACAGGGGGACCCCCAGCCUUAAAUUAAUUAUUGAGGGGUCCCGACGCCUGGGUCCCCCCCGGGGAGGGGGGCAGGGUAGAUCUGGGGGUCCCACAGGAGCUGCCCCUCCCUCAAACGCCUUCGCAAGUGCCUUGAACCGCCCGUGCCUCAGUUUCCCCGCGGGGAGACCCCCUCAGGUUUAAAGGCGCCCUUGGCCCCUCACGGGUUUUGGGGUGCUCGCCUCAGUUUUUGGGGUGCCUCCGUUAGUUUUUGGGGUGUUCCCCUCCCCACACUCUCCCAGCCUGCGGGAGGCUUUUGGGGGCAAUAUAUUGAGAAAUAAAGGGGUUUUAUUACUGCA